CUGAAAGAUUACUAGCGGGAAAAGAAAGGAAAAGACCGUUGAUUUCAAAAUAAAACGUCGCUCGCGUUUCAUAAUUACGUAAAUCACAUUGGAUUGCCUUUGUGUAUAAAACCCACAAUGGAAUUCAAGACAUAAUACCUAAUUAUACUAAUUGCAGCGUACGAUGUUUACACUUAAUCAACGCUUAUGGCGUGUUCAUAUUAAUUUUGUGACUUUAAACCGGUUGCUGCUGCCUGUGGUUAUAGCUAACUUGACGAGUAUACGGAGCCGGUUGACGUUCAGAAGUGAAAGGCUGUGUUCGAAACCACACAUCUGUCGUCUCCGGUUCUACUGCUUUGUGUUGCUGACGGCGUCCGCCUCCUUGGAGUCUCCCCGGUUUGGUUGGUGUGUUUUGUAUCCGAAAGCAAACAUGGAGAUCGAGAAGGAAGUGAAGAAGAUGACGCUGGGACAUGAGUUUGGGGCGGGAGCGUCCUGCUUGAAGUGUAAAGACAAGUGUGAAGGCUUUGAGCUUCACUUCUGGAGAAAAAUCUGUCGGAAUUGCAAAUGUGGCCUGACGGAGCACAACGUACAGAUGAUCUCUGAGGAGAACAAGAAGGUCGGCAAGCUGUUCGAGGACACCAAGUACACAGGCCUCAUCGCCAAGCUCAAGACGGACGGCGUCUCCAUGUACCGCAGCAACGCCAUCACCAUCACGCUACCCACCCAGGCCACUGCUCACACAGUCUUACCUUCCACCGCAUCCAACGCCGUGCAUCAUGCAGCCUCAUCCUCAGCCACCGUGCCUCCAGCCACUGCAGCUGCUUCUGUGCGACCAGCUGCAGACUUUGGGGGGGCAGGGUCCAGGGCUGUUGCUGUUGCCGUUGCCCCACUCAAAGUGACCACAGCGACAGCUUCCAUCGGUUCCUCUACAGCUGAUGUUGUGCCGGUCGCCCAAGAUACCCCCCUGAAGUCUGUCACGUACGAUUGGGCCCCCCCUGUGGCGAACAAAUAUGUGGCGGUGCGCUACAUUGAGCUGCUCCCACCAGAGAAGCGCCCUGUGGCGGGCUCGGAAGGAGCUGCUUACCGUCGUCAGCAAAUGGCCCACCAGCUACCCGAACAUGACCAGGACCCCGCCAAGUGCCACGAGCUGAGCCCGGCCGAGGUCAAGCAAAUGCAGCAGUACGUGCGCAAGUACAAGGAUGAGGCCCUGGGGAUUGGGGACGUCAGGUUACCCGAGGAGAUGGUUCUGGUGCAGGCGGCGGCGGGUCAGAGUGGACCACUUGGUGCUGGUGCAGCUGGAGGGGCUAAAGGUGGAGCUGUAUCCACCAGAGUGGGCUUGAAAGAUGCUGCUGGAGUUGGAGGGACUGGAGAUGGGGCCACUUCAGCAGGUUCAGGUACAGCUGGAGGCAAUGUGGGUACUGCAGCCACCGCUGGAGCCAUGGUUGCCCCUGGAGCGCAACAAACUGGACCCUCACAGCAAAACUUUUCAUGCCACCACUGCAAGCAGCCGAUGCGUAUGGGUGACCCUGCCGUGUACGCCGAGCGUGCAGGCUACGACAAGAUGUGGCACCCAGCAUGCUUUGUGUGCUGCACGUGCAACGAGCUGCUGGUGGACAUGAUCUACUUCUGGAAGAGGGGCAAGCUCUACUGCGGCCGUCACUACGGUGACAGUGAGAAGCCACGCUGUGCCGGUUGCGAUGAGCUGAUCUUCAGUAACGAGUACACUCAGGCUGAGGGUCAGAACUGGCACCUGAAGCACUUCUGCUGCUUCGAGUGCGACCUCAUCUUGGCGGGAGAGACCUACGUGAUGGAACAGGAAAAGCCUGUCUGCACUCCCUGCUACAUGAACAACUACGCUGUGAAAUGCUCAUCCUGCCAGCAGUCGGUGGACCCAGAGGCCCAACGCGUGUCGUACGGCGACUACCACUGGCACGCGGCAGCCCAGUGCUUUAAGUGCUCAGGGUGCAGCAAGUGUCUGAUUGGCCAACGCUUCAUGGCGGUGAAGGCUUGCCUCUUCUGCUCUGUGGAGUGCAAGAAGAACAGCGCUGCCUAGAUGCUCCUAAAGGUACCACACUCGGAACCAGAACUCUGUGACAGUCGUGGUGAGGUAAACAUGUCAAUUAGUCUACAAAAAGAGCCAAAUGGUGUUGGGCCAUCAAGUCUACUGCUCUUUUGUUUUGUACCCCAGCUCUCAUAUAACCGUAAUAGCACUGAUAAAGCAGCAACACAACUUUCUCACGCUUUCAACUGCUGACCGUCACCAUGCAACAUUCCUAUAGCCUCAUAUUGCUGCCUUAAAAUAUUAAUUUCUGCUUUUGAUAAUGACUCAAUACUUUUUGAAUGUUUUUUUUAAUACACUUUCUCAGGAAGCAUUGUGAGGAUGAUACAUGACCCGCUACACAAUGUCAAUAGUAAAGUUUCGGCUGCCAUUCCUCAGCUAUAGUUCAUACAGUAAUGCAUCAUUAUGCACAUAUUAAAGAGAACUGUGAUACAAUGACAGGAUGGCUGUAUUUCAUUGAAAUCUGUAAUAAAAGUCUUUAAAAAUGCAAA
Messenger RNA from Doryrhamphus excisus (bluestripe pipefish), 2529 nucleotides. It is a transcript of the gene tes, whose product is annotated as testis derived transcript (3 LIM domains). Gene Ontology annotation, molecular function: zinc ion binding. The record is from RefSeq and is a predicted model, not a curated record. Lineage: Eukaryota; Metazoa; Chordata; Actinopteri; Syngnathiformes; Syngnathidae.